AUGUUCUUACGUAAAUUACAAAAUUUGAUAUUAUUGAUAAUUCUAUUAUCUGUCAUCAAUACUUCCUCUCAUCCAUAUCCUGUACAAGAAGCAAAGUUUCAUCCGUAUCCCGUACAUAGAGUAGGGCUUAAUCCACGAGGAUAUGAUACUAUAUUUAAUUUAUGCAUUCAUUGGUACGAUUAUACCCAACAAGAGAAAUCGACUGUGUGUGACUUACCAUAUCAUAGCCCAUCAUCAGUUACAUCUCCGGAUUGGUCAAUAGGAUAUAAAUUAUCUAUACAUACAGAAUCUGGUACUUUUCAUGAAGGACCAUAUUUAUGGUGGGAUGGCUGGGUAGAAGGAUUUACGACAAUAAAUGUUUCUGGGAAUAAUAAAUCGGAUGAUUAUUUUUGGAGGAAUUCCACAGAAGCAGUU
Messenger RNA from Funneliformis geosporum, 414 nucleotides. The record is from the annotation of a GenBank genome assembly. NCBI's taxonomy places the organism in Eukaryota, Fungi, Glomeromycota, Glomeromycetes, Glomerales, Glomeraceae.